ACGAUGGGGGCAUUUCUGGACAAACCAAAGAUGGAAAAAUAUAAUUCCCACGGCGAGGGUAACAGCCUGCGCUUUGGGCUUAGCAGUAUGCAGGGCUGGCGGGUGGAGAUGGAAGACGCACACACGGCGGUCAUCGGCUUGCCUCACGGUCUGGACCCGUGGUCGUUUUUCGCCGUUUACGACGGGCACGCCGGCUCCCAGGUCGCCAAGUACUGCUGCGAGCACCUAUUGGAGCACAUCACCAGCAACUCCGACUUCCAAAGCGCUCUGCAGGAGGAUGCCUCGGUGGAAAGCGUGAAGAAUGGGAUCCGCACGGGCUUCCUGGAGAUCGACGAUCACAUGCGGAGCAUCUCGGAGAAGAAGCACGGUGUGGACCGCAGCGGCUCCACCGCGGUGGGUGUGAUGAUCUCGCCGAGCCACGUCUACUUCAUCAACUGCGGCGACUCGCGGGGACUCCUGAGCCGAGGCGGCGCCGUGCACUUCUUCACGCAGGAUCAUAAACCCAGCAACCCUCUGGAGAAGGAGAGGAUCCUCAACGCCGGCGGCUCGGUCAUGAUCCAGCGAGUGAACGGCUCCCUGGCCGUGUCGAGGGCCCUCGGAGAUUUCGACUACAAGUGCGUGCACGGGAAAGGCCCCACAGAGCAGCUGGUCUCUCCCGAGCCUGAAGUUUAUGCAAUCCAGAGAUGUGAAGGGGAUGAUGAGUUUAUUAUACUAGCUUGUGAUGGCAUCUGGGAUGUCAUGGCCAAUGAAGAACUCUGUGACUUUGUCCGCUCCAGGCUAGAAGUCACGGAUGAUCUGGAAAGAGUCAGCAAUGAAAUUGUUGACACUUGCCUGUACAAGGGCAGCCGGGACAAUAUGAGCGUUGUUUUAAUCUGUUUUCCCGGAGCUCCAAAAGUUUCUCCGGAAGCAGUUAAACGGGAAGCCGAGCUGGAUAAGUAUCUGGAGUCGAGAGUAGAAGACAUCCUUAAAAAGCAGGGAGAUGAAGGCGUACCAGACUUGGUCCACGUUAUGAGGACGUUAGCGUCAGAGAGCAUCCCAAACCUCCCUCCAGGCGGCGAACUGGCAAGCAAACGAAGUGUUAUUGAAGCGGUCUACAACAAACUCAACCCCUACCGAAGCGAUGACACGGUAAGUAUCUCAGUUUGUAACCCUCAAAAACUCAUUGGGGCUUUGCUUUGUUUGAAAAAGGAGCAGCCUCCUGUUAACGUCAUCGCCCACGUGGUUUACCUCUGA
Molecule: messenger RNA, 1233 nt
Organism: Nerophis lumbriciformis (worm pipefish)
Lineage: Eukaryota; Metazoa; Chordata; Actinopteri; Syngnathiformes; Syngnathidae
Source: RefSeq, a predicted model, not a curated record